Messenger RNA from Macrosiphum euphorbiae (potato aphid), 561 nucleotides. The record is from the annotation of a GenBank genome assembly. Lineage: Eukaryota; Metazoa; Arthropoda; Insecta; Hemiptera; Aphididae.
AUGGAUCCGCUGCGAAUCUCUACAUUGUUAAUCGACCAAGGCAAGGGACCAGUUAGUCUUAAACUGGAUUUUAAAGAUUUGGAUAUCAGUAACCUUAAAUCAGUUAUUAUUGACAAAAUUCAUUAUAAUGCAGAAACUUAUAGUUUGGAUGCUGAAGUACAUCCCCAAAAAUCUAUAAUGUUGGAUGGAGAUUAUGAAACAAAUGGAAAAGUAUUAAUUCUUCCAAUUGUAGGAAAGGGAAGAUGUAAAAUUGUCAUAGAUGUCUCAAAAUUUGUUGGCACUGUUCAAAUGAAACCAGUCGUAAAGAACGGAAACAAAUAUUUAGAAAUUGUAAAGAUAGCAUGGAAAUUCACACCUACGAAUAUGAAAAUUAAAUUAGACAAUUUGUUUAAUGGAGAUAAAGCUUUAGGAGAUAACAUGAACGUGUUCCUAAACGAGAAUUGGCGUGAACUUUUAAAAGAACUGCAACCGGCUAUCGAAGAGGUUUUUGGCCAGGCCUUUGGACAAAUUGCUCAAAGCUUUUUAUCCCGUGUUCCGGAAAAUCAAAUAAUCCUAGAAUAA